CGCGCGGCGGAGAUGGGCGAGACCAUGUCAAAGAGACUGAAGUUCCAUCUGGGCGGGGAAGCGGAGAUGGAGGAGCGGGCGUUCACCAACCCCUUCCCGGACUACGAGGCCGCGGCCUCGGCGGUGUUCGCCGCCGGAGCGGCCGAGGACACAGGCUGCGCUCGCCCCCAGCCCACCACCGACGAGCUCGGCCUCCCUUUUCACAACGAUGGAAAGAUCAUUCAUAAUUUCACAAGGCGAAUCCAGACCAAAAUCAAAGAUCUUCUACAGCAAAUGGAAGAGGGGCUCAAGACAGCUGAUCCACAUGAUUGCUCUGCUUAUACUGGUUGGACAGGCAUAGCCCUUUUAUACCUGCAGCUGUACCGGGUCACAUGUGACCAGACCUACCUGCUCCGAUCCCUGGAUUAUGUAAAGAGAACACUUCGGAAUCUCAAUGGCCGCAGGGUCACUUUCCUGUGUGGAGAUGCUGGACCCCUUGCAGUAGGAGCUGUGGUGUAUCAUAAACUCAAAAGUGAUUGUGAGUCCCAGGAAUGCAUCACAAAACUUCUGCAGCUCCAGAAGACGAUUGUGUGCCGAGAUUCGGACCUUCCCGAUGAGCUGCUCUAUGGACGGGCAGGUUAUCUGUAUGCCUUACUCUACCUGAACACGGAGAUCGGCCCGGGCACCGUGUGUGAGUCAGCUAUUAAAGAGGUAGUCAAUGCCAUUAUUGAAUCAGGCAAGACCCUGUCAAGGGAAGAAAGGAAGGCUGAGCGCUGUCCACUGUUGUAUCAGUGGCACAGGAAGCAGUAUGUUGGAGCAGCCCACGGCAUGGCUGGAAUCUACUACAUGUUAAUGCAGCCAGCAGCAAAAGUGGACCAAGAGACCUUGACAGAAAUGGUGAAACCUAGUAUUGAUUACGUGCGCCACAAGAGAUUCCGAUCUGGGAAUUACCCUUCGUCGUUAAGCAAUGAGACCGAUCGCUUGGUCCACUGGUGCCACGGUGCCCCGGGCGUCAUCCACAUGCUUAUGCAGGCUUACAAGGUCUUUAAGGAGGAGAAAUACCUGAAAGAAGCCAUGGAGUGUAGUGAUGUGAUUUGGCAGCGAGGUUUGCUUCGCAAGGGCUAUGGUAUCUGCCAUGGGACGGCUGGGAACGGCUAUUCUUUCCUGUCCCUGUACCAUCUCACACAGGACAAAAAGUAUCUCUACCGAGCUUGCAAAUUUGCAGAGUGGUGUCUGGAAUAUGGAGCACAUGGGUGCCGCAUUCCUGACAGACCUUAUUCUCUCUUUGAAGGCAUGGCUGGGGCGAUUCACUUUCUCUCCGACAUCCUGGUACCAGAGACAUCACGGUUUCCAGCAUUUGAACUUGCCCCUUCGCAGAGGGAUAAAAAGAUGCAGUGAGACCGCUAAGACACCUACCUGUUUGGACCAAAAGCCAGAUUGCUUAGUGCCUGACACAGAGCCAACUGUGAAUCCUGAAGAAGGCAAAACAAAAAAAAAGAGAAGCAAACACCUUCACAGGCACCCCCUUCGUUGCAGAGACCCUCAAGUUAGAGCAUGAAUGACAGAAACCAUCCCUUUGGCGUUUUGUAACAGUGUUCCCCUCACUGGUGUCAAAUAUGAAUUCUUCGCGUCCAGCCUUGUGUAGCAUUUGCAUGUUUCUGGUGUUUGUUGUCUGCAAAUGUAAGUUGUUCUAAACAGAAAGCCCUUCUCUUUCCGUGAGCCCAGAACUGACCGUACACGAGGGUAAGGCAGCGGCCACUUCUCUGUAUAUAAUAUUUAAAGUGAGGUGUCUUGUGUACUGACAGGGAAUAGUCAGGUAGUAUGUCUCUCAUCUAUCAGAAAGAAUCUCUAAGGUGACAUCCUAGUGCUACUUCUUCAGCAUUUUCCAUGAGAACCUUUCAGACAAGCAUGAAGGAAAGACCACUCCAAAAAUUGAAAAGCAACCAAAUUAAAGGAGUUUUGCUGGAAUGGUUGGGGGCAGGGGUUGAGCCUUUGCGCAAGGUGCUUGAACGCUCCCUCUUUGUGUUUUGUGUUCACCCUUUGUGCUUUUAAGAGGCCAGAGGGCAUGCAUUGCUGGCCAGCUGGGGCUCCCUAUUCCCAGCAGGAGUUUCCGGCUCCCACGUGAAGUUCCAGAGUCUCCUUACAAUCCCAAGCAGUGGACGCCUGGGGAGUGGACUUCAUGAUAAUCAGAGAACAUUCAAGGGAAGCCAUUUCGUGACCAUGUUGUAAAUCAAACAGCAAUGACUAAGCAUUGGCAAUUCUAGAUUUGGUUUAUAUUAAAACAGACUGCACCUCAAUUUUAUCAGCAUUAUAACUUAUUAUAAGUUCCGUGGAUACAACUCCAGAUGGUGAUAAGUGGAAAGAUACUCAGCUGUUCCCAUGUCCCUGCAAUUAAACUUAUUUCAAAAUUCAGUAACUUAUCACAGUGUAAAUUUGGGAGGAGUAGUCACUUUUUGCACACUUUUGGGUGAUUGAAAUCUCACAUUUGAUGAAAUAUAUUAACCAUAAAAGGCCUAGUCUGCAUUUAUGCAUAUGGGAAACAUAGUGUUCUAACCAAGAAAAUGACGGUGUUUGUCUGACAUGUUUUAUCUAAAAAAAAAAAAAAAAUGGGCAUUCAUUUCGAUUACUAUACCCUCAAUAGUUCUGUCAUGUGGAUUUCAGUUUUUAGAAGACUUUUGUCAUCACAAUACGAGUAGCCUAGGACUUCUACAUACUUCUCCUCUUGUGAGCUGAGGCAUGGAUUGUAAAAGACUAAAAGCAGGUUUCUCUGGUCAUCUGGUCCCGGUCUGUAAGGGACCAUCCAAUCAUUUAUCAGCCCUCAUGUCCACUCCUUUCAUAAAGGAGCAUGAAUAUCCACGUAGAAGACAAAUCUCCUUCAUGCAUAUGCAAUUCUCGGAAUGUUGCUGAGCCUUGUUUGUGGGGCCAGCACCCUAACAUGACCUUCAGUUUCUAGAUGAUGCCUCAUGGGUCCCUUCAUUGCAGAUACUUGUUUCUAACCCAUGACUAUUUUCUCUCAAACUAGGUGGAUGGCUUCCAUGAGUAUAAACCCUCAUGGUUCUAUUUUCACCAACUCCCUGGGCCUGCUCAGGAACUUCUCAGGCACAGUAUGCUGUCCUGAAUGAGUUGAGGGGGAGUAUCUGGUAGGAGAGCUCACCACCGGGUGUCACAGCCCAGCCAAACAACCCUCCCUCCCACCCACCUCACCCAAACCGCACACACACAGCUUACGAGGUCUGGCCUGCCUCGUUCAUGGCGGCACUCAGGGCUUCGGCUGUAAGCUCUGUCAGGGGAAGCCAGCGGGACCGCACAGGGGCUGUGCCUGUCUCAGCCAGAGGGAGCGCAUGGAAGUCCUGGUUCUGGCCACGUGUCUCCAGACCAGAAACAGCAAGGGUGACUCACCUGGGCAUCCCACCAGGUCUGAAAAAUAAGCACGAGGCUUCUUUCUGACUAAUGUACUGAGGGAAAGAUAAAAUACUUGUGGAAUAAACGGAGAUUUUAUUUACGGUUUUUUCUUUUUUAACCCAGCUGGGUUGACACCUUCCUACUUACCCACUAGAUGUUCACAGAUGUGCAGCUCUGUGACUCCACGUCAGCCCGCUUCCUGGCGUCUGGCACGUAGCUGCUGCCUGAGGACAGUUCCAGCUCUUGGUCCCUGAAGGCGGAAGAGUGAUGGCAUCCACGCCAAGGAGCAGAGGACUCACAGAAGUCAGUUUAAUAGAUGUAGGUCUGAAUUUAGAUCUCAAAACAUCUCACAAUGAUUUCUUGAUUUCUUUGUGUCCUCCAAAAUGUGUCUGAGUUGAAACAACUACAUGUAUGCACAAUACCAUUUUAAAAUUUGGAAGAAAAAAAUAGUUGAUGUCGGAAAAAGUGUGUGGGGUUCUUUGGUUUUGUUAGUAAAGACAGUUUUGUGAUGAUGA
This is a messenger RNA of Acinonyx jubatus (cheetah), 3896 nucleotides long. RefSeq names its product LanC like glutathione S-transferase 2 (gene LANCL2). Gene Ontology annotation, cellular component: plasma membrane. The record is from RefSeq and is a predicted model, not a curated record. Gene Ontology annotation, biological process: carbohydrate metabolic process; peptide modification. Lineage: Eukaryota; Metazoa; Chordata; Mammalia; Carnivora; Felidae. The transcript has 9 exons. Bases 13 to 1377 code for a protein of 454 amino acids.